AAUAUAUACAGAAAAGUUCAAGCUGCUCAUCUAACUACUCGAUAUGGGACUGAUGAAGAUUUUAGCAUAAAAAUUUGCCAAAUUCCUGCACUUGCUUUUCUUCCUCCAGGUGAAAUCCCUAAUACAUUUGAUGAGCUAAAAGGUCAUAUUCCAGAAGAAGUGAAUCCAAUUAUCAGGUGGUUUGAAGAGACCUAUAUUCACCGCCAAUUUAUGAAAAUAAUGAAUAUGAUUUUUCUAGAACAAAUAAUUCUGUUGAGGCCUAGCACAGAAGUUCAACUUGAUAUUGCAGCUAUUUCGCAAGAAGCACCAAGGCCUUCUCAAAAAAGACAAAAUGAUAGAUAUGAAUUACAAAUUAAAACAGUCUUAGAUAAUCGUGAAAAUAGACUAUUAAUGGACUUUCUUGAAGGAAUCACACACAAUCUUUCAUUAUAG
Messenger RNA from Scutellospora calospora, 432 nucleotides. The record is from the annotation of a GenBank genome assembly. Lineage: Eukaryota; Fungi; Glomeromycota; Glomeromycetes; Diversisporales; Gigasporaceae.